CUGGCAAAAAAUACAGAGAAAAAAGUUAAAGGUAUAUUACUUUUUGCAAUAACAUACCUAAAAAAUAAGUGCCCAAUCAGAUAUACACAUUCAAAUAUGUCGUUGUUUUUCAUUUACUUCAGUAUGAUAGUCAUGUAGUUUUUUUGCAGCUGUAGUUCACAUAUAUUAAAAUUAAUUAGAGAACUAGUGUUUGCAAGGUAAGUUGUGAAUAAACUUCUGACAACAACUAAACCAUACAAGAGUGAUAUACUAAUUCAAAUUAGUAACCCGAGUGAUUUAACAGUAAAUUACUUACCUAUUACAACCACAAGCUGUUGACUUGAAUAUCUUAACAGAACGGAUAUACAAAAUGUCUGCAAAAAAUAAUGCAAAGGGAUGGAUAAAUAUACAACUUAAAAAAGAAAAGUUACAAAUUAUAAUGAAGAAAUUCGCAAAUGAAAUAUUUGUCUUCAUAAUGCAAUUGAUGCACCAGCUACCAGUUAGUUUUAUACUGAGACGAAAUAGGAAAGUGUAAAUGCCACAUGUGGCACAAAGAAACCUGAAUAAAACCUCGCAUUUUAUGAAACAGUUCAUGAAAUCAAAUAAUCAGGUACCUAAAACCGCCUAGACAGGACAGAACACUUAACAAAAGCGAGAUGCUGAAUGGUUUGGAAAUAAAAUUAUGCUGUUGGGGAUACUCAAUAUCCCCCAAAACAAACUACGUGACUGGAAGUUCAUCUGUUGACUGGCUGUCAUACAAGUUAGCUGAUAUCGGAAUUAGAGGCAACUAAUUUAUGUAGAUAAAGAACUGCCUAGUGGGACGCCAGCAUCGAGUACGAAUGAACUCAAAGUUCUCUAGCUGGGAAACUGCACUUAACAGGGUAUCCCAGGGUACAGUGCUGUUUAUCCUGUGUGUAAAUGACCUUCCCAGUCUCCUAUCAUCAUUCGUUUCGUUAUAUACUGACGACAUGAAGAGCGAUAAAAGGUAAAGGUAAUAGUUUGGAGUUUCAAAACGACCUGGAGAAAUGAUCUGAAUGGUAUAGAAUUUGGCAUUUCCUGAUAAGUGCUUCCAAGUGAAUUUUGAUGUAUAUCGGUCAACAUGGUACAGAUACAUACACAGUGAAUAACACUGAACUAUCUGUUGUCCAGACACACAAUGACUUAGGAGUCAUUGUUAGCCAGGACUUGGAAACUACGGCACACUGCCGGGCGCUAGCUGUCAAAUGUUUUAGAACCCUAUGGUCAAUACGUAGAGCGUUUCGCCAUGUCGAUGCUAAAACUCUUUGGACUUUAUAUACAGUAUUCGUUCGUACUAACCUGGAGUACUGCGUACAAGCAGCUAUCCACUGCCUAAAAAGAGACGGCGAACCAUUGAAAAAAUCCGAAGGAUCGCAAAUAAGCUGAUUCUUGGGUUAGCAAGGUCCCCACAUGGUGCUUGACUGGCUGAACCAAACUUAUUUUCAUUGUCAUAUAGAAGAACCAGAGGUGACGUGAUCGCAGUUUUUUAACUGCUUAGCGAUAAAUUUGCAUCUGAUAUGCCCUCAUAUUUCUUAUCUUCCAAAUCAGAGACUUUAUGAGGAUACUCUAGAAAUGUUCACGAGUCCAGUACAAAUUACUUGUCAGCUGACUAUUGACUCUCCCAUAGAAUUAUCAAAGAAUGGAAUUCAUUAAUUUAACACGUGAUUGGAGCUUCAUCUGUCGACGCUUUCGAAAGAAAGUCGAUCCAAAUAAGAGACCACCAUUGCCAUGACCAAGACAAGCCACCUAGCCUCUUAUCCUUUCAAAACUAAAGCUGAAACUGAACUGAAUGAACCAGUGCUAUCGUGUGAUAAGACUACAGCUUAUUGGACACUUGCUAAGAACUGCUUACGUACCGAAAUAACAAAAAUGGGUUCAAAGAAAUCAACUGGUGUAUAAGUUCGUAACAAAGAUUUAAUUUUUUUGGAUUAGGGGAUCCUUGUGAAUGGAUCGCGCUUCUUUGAAGUGCUCCGCUUCUGGUCGUUGACUGUGGUACUUUACACUUUUGUGCCUUAGUUCUGCAUUCAUAUUUAUUCCCAAAUAGAUGCUUCUAAGGUUUUAGGUCUUAGCUCACGCAUUCAUUAUUUAUCCACUCACACUCAAGAUACAAGUAUAAUGCAUUUGGAUCCAAUUCCAUUGUGAACUGGAGCUCACAUAUCCAUAUGGAAGUGGGUGGUCUUCUGACAAGCAAACCGUAUAUGUGUCUAUACGACUCAUUCACCUAUAUUCAUUGCUGGAGAGCUGAGUUAUAUAAUCCCUCAUAUUAUUGUAACUCCACGGCAUUGAUUGGCUUGUUUUGGUGAUAAUAUAGUUGCUGGAAAUUAGAAAUUCACUGUCUCAGUGGAUCAUGUAGGAAUGUACAAACUUGAUUCGCAUUCGCAAGACAAUUCCUAUACUUUUGGAGACUAUGAUUUACCUCGCAAUCGACAACAAAGGCUGAAUUGUAGUAUCCAAUCAAAUCAAAUUUAUUCUGCUCUUAUGGUUAUUCUCAAUGGAUUCAGCAGGCCUGUGAACCAACCACCUCGUAUUUCUCUGAGAACUAAUGUCCUAAAUACGCGUGCUCACUUAUUUGAAGUAUUCUUUCGACGAGUUGCACUUGGUUACAUUCGUGUGUUUCCUUUGACUGCUCGUCGCAUAAUCGAAUUCGGGUUUCUGGUACAGGUAACAAAUUUUUAACUGCAUAAAUUACUAUAACAUUAUGGGACCCAAAAUCCAUUUAUAAACCUUAGGUCGAGCACUUAAAGGUCAAACCUGUGAUAGGUGGAUCUAGGCUGAAAUAUGUAAUGCGAUUGCCUGAAUUCUGACAAUCAUACCAACUAAUUAGAGGUGUAUAUUCUUGUACAACUGGACACAAAAACACGUGUGAGCUACACAUAUAAAGAGAUUAUUGUUAAAAAAUCAAGUAAGAGUAGUACAAUCAAAUUUGGCUAGUUAGUCAGUCAGUCACAAUGUAAAACUUGUACUUAUGUACAUCAGUUCAAGUUGCCAUACCCCAUCGGCACAGAGAGAUGAAGUUGUCAGGCCAAUUCUCAGAGUUGUAGAGGUAGUAACAGUGUGAAUGGUGACUGCAAAGAGUAGGUAUCGAAAAUAAAGUUCAAGAAAACAUAAAUUAGUUUGAUAACUACAGAAAAGAGAAAUUAUGAGGGAUUCAGAAGCUCAGAAUUUGGGGGAAGACAAAUGGCUCAGUCCAGUCGUCGAUGUCUUCAUGAAUUGGUGCGGUGUUUUUGGUUUGUCCGUCCCUAGCUUUCCUCCAGUGUACUCUCACACCGUACAAAAUCGCCUGUCGAGGUAGGUUGUGGUUGUGCAUACGUGACACGUCCCAACAAGUGAGUCUCCUGGUAGAAGAUCAACUCCUGAAAAGUCAGACAAUGAGCGCUGUCUCUAAAAGCAUGCCUAUAACUAAUUUAAAUACAAAUGGAGAAAGCGCACAAUCCUGACGACUGUCACUCGAAGUAAUUAAUUCCAAUGACCGAAAACAUUAGUUUUGCUCUCCAACUAAUUCAUUUUGAGCCACUCGAUAUAACACAACACGAUACAUUCCAAAGGCAAAUGCCAGAACAAAGAUACAAGUCUAUAAACACGAUUAUCCACGCGUGUUACGCAGAAAACUGGCAAAUGGCGUCGUUUAUUAGUGCUGACUAAUUGAAAAUGGAUUAGUCAGGAUGUUUGAUCAUUCUUGCAUCGAAAUCACAAGAGGAGUCCAUACUUUUUACACAAAUAGAAGUGAUUAAGCAUGUGCAGUAAGAUCGCGUUUAUUAUUUGAUGUAAAUUUAAACCGGAAAAAUUGAUUUUUGGAUUGCUGUCUCUUUUAGCAUUAAUUGUGUUUCUCAACAUAUAAUCUAUUAUAGUUGACCCUUACAUUGUAGGUUGCAGAGUCAGAUUAAUUUGAUUUUAUUGGUUAGGUCGAAUAAUAGUUUAGACAAUCAGCUAUACUAUGGGAAGGAUUCUUCAGUCUAUCACAACAUUGGGCCAUUGUUUUAAUGUUCUUCUACAUUUUAGCGAAAGCAAACAAAGAAUUGUAAACAAUUCGUUCGGUUAUUACGGCAACAUAAGUAGUGUACGAAUUGUAUGUACUCGUUUUGCUUGUCUUCAACUUGUUUUUAUAAAUUUGAAUUAAAACGCAAUACGUCCUGGGGGAUUAAGAAGCAAACAUAAAUAAAAAGACUCAUUAGGAUAACUUGUUAAGUUGAAGAUAAGCAUCUUAGUCUACAUCUUGCUGUUUAUACUUAAGGCGCUAAUGUUUUGAACAAUAAAAUGGCAGAUCUAUACAGUAUUACAAAAAUGUCACUUCUAAUUCUUCCUUAUCUGAUAAUCUGCUUUGCGUUGUCACUAUACUAUGGAUUAAUAUCAGUUCAUUUCUUAUAGGUUUCCAUACCAAACGACCAUCCUUCUGAAAUACCUUAAGGAACUAUAUGUAUGGACGUUGAAGUAUUUAUAUAGAUAGAAAUCGUUAUUUAGUAAUCCUUAAUUAAUCAGUCACUGACUGACUGUUCAAUAGAUUUCGUAACCAGCAGUAUUAGAAGUUAACGCUGCAGUUUCAUAGUAAAAUAUGUGGGACUGGAAAUUCGUCUAUUUCUGUAGUGUGCGUUCCACCAAAUCAAAACAUGGCAUCAAUUCAUCAAGUCAUCGAUGAUUGGAUGUUAAUAGAUGCAUAGACUACCUGGUUGGGAUCCGCGUGAUUAUCGUAGCCAAUGGUUGAAUACUUUAGAUGACAUGACUCAAAACCGUUCGCAAUGGUACAGGUGCACGUGUUUUUCUUUUCCCCAAAUUCUGGGAUUCUAAGUUCUUCAUAACGUUUUUUUGUUUUUAUUUUUCUAAUUUAUAUUCCAUUUUCGAGUCAUAACUUAGGAGCCUAAUCUCUCUUAUUACCUCUGAUAUUGUUACUAACUCUACUAUUCUGACAUUUGGCUUGACAACUUCAUCACUCUAUGCUAAUGGGGUAUGGCAACUUAAACUGAUGUACAUAAGUACGGAUUGUACAUUGUGACUGACUGACAGUUUGUCAUCUCUGGGUCAUUUAUGAUAUCAGUCUUGUUGUAAAACACCAGGUUUACAAAAUGUCGGUGAGAGCAGCUCUGCUCUAUGUCUAUGAAAAACUGACUUAUUAGAGCAGAUAUGUGGUGACUACAUACAUCUACUGGCAACACCAUGAUGAUAAUGCUCAAUUAUACUAUAACUUAAGUAAUAAAGAACAAAUAACACAUGUGCCAAUAGAUGCAAAGACUACCUGGUUGGGUUCCGCGUGAUUAUCGUUGCCAAUGGUUGAAUACUUUAGAUGGCAUGACUCAAAACCGCUUGCAAUGGUACAGGUGGAUGUGUUUUUGUUUUCCACCAAAUGGGAAUAAAAAUAGUCUAUUUCUUUAGUGUGCACAAUGCAUUUCACCCCUACCCUUCGUUUAGCUAGGAAUUAAUUGAAUAAGUAUAUCCAAUGUAACUAAAGUGCUAACGUUUUUAUACAUUUUAAAUUGUAUUGGCUUAAUUAUUUUUCAGGCUGUUUUCGUACUAGUUGUAUUCAUACAUCUUCACGUAACAUUUGUAAAAUCUCCAGUAACGUGCUUGGAUCAUUUGCGUAGUGAAUUUGAAAGCAUAAAUUCUGGUUCAGGUGUAUCUUUUACCUCCAUAACUAUGGAUGCCAAUUAUUUGUCAAAAGGUAAUGGAUCAGAUUCUUUUUUACGACGUUCAUGGCCUAACUAUGGUGUUUUACGUAUCGAAGUCAUCCGUUCUCCUGAUCCGUUCUAUUCUCUCGAAGACUCAUAUGCGAAAGAGUUUUACGGUACUGAAACUGAUUAUCGUUUUGAAGCCGAAAAUGAAAAGACACCACAGGUUAACGAGUUGGAUAAACAUAUUGCCUAUAUUCCCAAAAAUUCAAAGUAUUCACUAGCUUAUUUUGCCGAGAAUAUCAUCCCCGAACAUCAGGACUUCUGGAAUUCACUUUUAUCUUUGCCAUUCAUUGCAUAUGGGUCGAUCAAAGAAAAUUUCAACCACUUUUAAAUUACUUAUACGCUAGUAAUCGAGAGCGAACAUUCUCUUUUAAAGAGAAUGAGGAAAAUAUGUCUCCAUAUAACGCAAUUAUAACCACCAGGAAUAAACUCAGUCAGUUGUUGCCUGAAGUGAACCGGUUAUUAUUCGACUUCUUUGCUGGUAUCGUUGAUUUUAUUUACGACAUUCCUAUUCGUAUAUAUGCCUCGUCAGGUCCUGGUCAAAUUCAUCAUAGAUUGACCUUAGUUGGAAUAACAUUCAAAACCUGGGAACACUGGGCAACCAUUUUAUCUUAGUAUGAGACCUUCCAGAAGUGCACAUUCCGAACCCCGCUAAAGGUUCAACUCAGAACCACAUCUUAUCCAUUUGACCAGCUUGUUGGCUUCCAAUGAUAUGAAUUUCGAACUUUAAUAUUUAGUCAGAUUUUGAAUUAACUAAACUUAUGAGCUUGUGUAUGUACUUAUGUAGAAAGCAACGCAAUACAAUAAACUCAUUAAGUUCUACAAAACACUAUCAUUUUUACCUUCCCUAACAAAUUUUUCCCUCCUAAAUUUCGUAGCAGCCAUACAAUUUUCGGAAAUUUUAAUACUUUUACAGCACUAAACACAAAUGAGAGCUACAUAAUUGAAUACGCCUUGGAGUAUGGCUUUCUUCGUCUCUCACCGCGGGCCCGAAAUCGGCUUAACGUAACUGUAAAAUUAAUUGUUCUUGGUAUGUUUAACUUUCCUGUAAUCGUCUUAUGUCCGUUUUAUUGAGAUACACUGAAAAAGUUAACAUUCAAUCAGUCACAACGUAAAACUUGUACUUAUGUACAUCAGUUCAAGUUGCCAUACCCCAUCGGCACAGAGAGAUGAAGUUGUCAGGCCAAAUCUCAGAGUUGUAGAGGUAGUAACAGUGUGAAUGGUGACUGCAAAGAGUAGGUAUCGAAAAUAAAGUUCAAGAAAACAUAAAUUAGUUUGAUAACUACAGAAAAGAGAAAUUAUGAGGGAUUCAGAAGCUCAGAAUUUGGGGGAAGACAAAUGGCUCAGUCCAGUCGUCGAUGUCUUCAUGAAUUGGUGCGGUGUUUUUGGUUUGUCCGUCCCUAGCUUUCCUCCAGUGUACUCUCACACCGUACAAAAUCGCCUGUCGAGGUAGGUUGUGGUUGUGCAUACGUGACAGGUCCCAACCGCUUGUUUAAGAUUUACUAUCUCACCAAUCGACUCUCCAUCCUUACCUAGUAUCGUGUUUCCAAUCCAAGCAUCGCUUACUUGGUGAUCUCAAAAUACAAGCGGACUGCUUCGAAGACACCUGUGAUCGAAUACUAGUGGUCUACGAAUAUUCUCUAUUAUUAAUGUUUAUGUUCCAUACACAUAAAGUAGAACAGAGUGAACUGCUGCACAGUAAAUUACUGGAAAUUCUUUCCUCGCCUCGACAGACAAUUCACAUUCAUUUUUAUUUUGCUUUCUUUUAUGUACGACGUCACUUAUCUACUCUCUUUUAUUCCCGCUCUAUGUAUCCUUAUUUUUCGACUUAUACAGCAGCUCGCUUAUGGUGGAAACUCGGUUCUAUCUAAACGUUCUCGAGUCACUGCCUGGUUGAAAAUUGUAUGCUACCACCAAAUACGAAUACUGAAGCAGUUUUUAUGAAACCACGUGCACCAUUCAAACUGGCCGCCUUCAACGUUUGCACACUAACGCAGAUCGGACAACAGAUAGGGUUGGCUAUGUCUUUGGAAAGUCUUAAUAUCGUCGUCUGUUGUCUAUCCGAAACCCGUAUUCAAAACUCUAGCGAAGUACUACAAAUUCGCUCUCCAUCUGUCGCUUCGAUAAGCUCGUUUUAUGUGCGUUUAUCCGGGGACCCUCUGGUAUCCACGUCUGGUUUUGCUGGCGUUGGUGUCUCACUGAGCGCUAGAGCUGAGGCAGCACUAAUCGACUGGAUCCCCAUUAACAGUCGGUUAUGUGCUGUUAGAUUAGAAAGUUCCAUCAAAGUGAGAAGAAAUCGGCGUGAGAAACGAUGUCUCUUCGUCAUAUCCGCCUAUGCUCCGACAGAUUGCAGCCCGGAUGCAAUCAAGGAUGAGAUUUACCACCAGUUAUCUGUUCUUCCCCAGAAAGUGCGUUCCACAGAUAUUGUAGUACUAGCCGGAGACUUGAAUGUUCAGGUCGGGCAUCUAGGCACAGAAGAGAGUAGUUUAGGUGGCCGAUGGGGACUCGUUGGUCGCAGGACAGAUAACGGGGACCGUCUACUGCAACUGUGCACAGACAACAACCUGUUUCUGGCUAGCACUAACUUCCGGCACAGUCAGCGCCAACGUGCCACCUGGCGUCCUCCCUCUGCAUCUCAGUCCUGGACUCAGAUUGAUCACAUCGCGAUCAGCUACCGCUGGCGUGGUUGUGUACAAGACUGCCGCUCAUUUUGGAGUACCUAUCCGGACUCUGAUCAUGUCCUGGUCUCUGCCAAUCUCACCUUACUUUUCAGUGGACGACGAAGUGACCGUCACCAACGGAUUGAUGUUAGCAAGUUGGUCGCAACCUCUGUUGCAAGUAAGUAUGGAACCGAGCUAGCUGCUAGGCUAGCUACCAUUCCACCGGAAAGUAUAGGUGAGCAUUGGAUACAAUUGCAUGACGCCAUGAAAAUGGCCAGUAAAGCCCCUUGCGGUUUCGCGAAACGUCCCGCUUGUAAGCACUAGGUUUCUUCAGGCUUCUUAUAACUCAUCGAAGCCCAUCGUUUCACUCCAUGUGACCGUGAGUUUGACCACAAACGAAGGAUGUUACGUAAGGAAAUUGGGCAAAGCUUGCGUAAGAACCGAGAAGCCUGGUGGUCGAAGCGUGCUAAUGAUCUGGAAGCAGCAGCUGCAUAUGGUAACUGCCGAGGGCUCUUCCAACUCAUCCGAGCCACUGGUAGCAAGAAAUGUGGUGUGAGCGAAACAAUCUGUGAAGAUGACCGGAUGCCAAUCGCUAACAUCAAACGACGUCUUGGACGAUAGUCAGAGUUUUUUUAGGGGUAGUUCUACUGGUCUGCUGCACCGGCAACAUCGAUCAGACUAUAGCGUACCAAUAUUUAUGUGUUCACAUAAAUAAAUAAUAAAACUUUUGGUUGGCAGAUGACCAUCUCAUUUACGCCGCAAAUGAUGCAAGUUGACAAAAGUCUAUCGAGCCUCCUAAAUUUGUGCCGAAAUUUCGUCAGACGCGAUACCGUCAGUACUGAUGAGUCUCCCAAUAUAAGUGGAGCGGUCGAUGCGUCCAACUUCACUCCUUAUCAUCGAUUCAAGCGAUGACGCAAGCCAAUCCUGAGGUAAAAUUAUAAAUUCGGAGGGAGAGAACCGCAUACCAAACAUGCUUGCAUUGUUGCUUAAGAUGGUCAAAUGACUGUAUUUUGCUAGCGUCUUCACCAAACAGUAUUAUAUCAACUUGAGUCAACAAAUGAAUCUCAUGGUAGAUCAACCCCUCAAAAGUCAGACGACGAGUGUCAUCUCUAAAAGAAUGUCUAUGACAAAGUUAAAUAAAAGUGAAGAGAACGGACAACUCUGACGAACAGCACUUGAAGUAAACAAUUCCGAUGAUAGUUUGCCAUAAGGUCUGUCACGACCAGAAGUGUUCUAGUAAAGAGCCUGAACAAUAUUAAUGUUAUUCUCUGUUACACCUUUCAAGUUAAAUAAAAAUUAGUUAGCAGUAACAUCCACUAACAUCAGUACUGAACUGUAUAACGUCUGGUAAUGAGAAGGGAAUCCUUUUCCAAUGUCCAUAAUUGAUCAAAUGUUAUUCAUUAAAAUUUUAAUUAAUACUUUUCAAAUUCUUGAUAAAGAUGCUUAGGUCACAACGUAACAGUUGAUUUCAUUUGGUGAUAAAAUGACGUAAUAUUAAGUUUUUAUUCUGUUUGUUUCUUGUAAUUAUCUUUCUGUACUACUUAGUAAAACAUGUUUCGAAAUUAUCUUAUUGGUGUCUUGUUCUUUGUUUUUUCCUUUUAUUUACGUUCUUUUUUGCUACGUAAAUUUCCUCGUAUAUAAUUCCCUGAGUGAGGCUAAGGUAAACUAGAGGGCAGUUUUGUUUCUACAUUGUCCGUGUCCUCAACUCAAAUCGGAGGAUAUAGUAAUUCUAUGUGUAAGCGGUUGAAUUUAUUACUGGAAAAAUAAAGUUCUAUAAAAUAAUGAACCAAAAAUGUAAUUUUUUUUACAGCGUUAUGGUCGCAUAGUGCACGAAUUUCCAAUGUGGAGAAAAAGAAGAAUUAAUAUUAGCAAAAUGGAGCUUCAAAUUAAGUCCAGCAGCAAAAUGAGUUACUUACAAACUUUUCAUAUCAUCAUCCUGCACAUUAUCCAACGUUCGUUCACUUACCGUAAAAAUUUCUCAUUCAGUGUUAGUGUUUUCCUGAAAGUAGUUUUGACACUUUCGUAUCAGAUUGUUGACUAGAGAUUAGUAACUCAUUGCGUCAUCUGUCUAAUAUGUUUGAUGUUAGUAAUUACCAUUCAGAAAUGCCAGUGUAAACGUGAAUGUCGUUCAAAGAACUUUAAGGAUGCCCUAUUUAAUUUUCAUUCGUGUUUAGUGCGGACCUUUAUUUCGUAUGAUGAAAUACUUGGUUGUUAAUAUUAUUUGCUUAUGAAAUCUUGGUGUACUGUUCCUGUUGAAUCAUUCCAGUCUCUUUCUGCAGGACUUGCUAAGUUUUUAUAGUCGCAAGUGAUGGAGCUUACUAGGAUUGGUUAUUGAGAUUUUUUCUUUCAAAUUUCUGUGCGGAAGUAAUAUUUUUCUACCAUUAGGUUUACGUAAUCAAAUAUGCAUAUUGCUAAAUUGUAGACCCAGAAACAAACCCUUGCUUCGGCAGUAAACUCAGUCGUUUCCUCAUGGAAGAGUUUCUCGGUUAUGAAGACCUUUUGAUUGGUAGUGUGAAGUACUUAUCAGCUAGCGAAGGAUUGAAAGGUUAUGUGGUAAACGUAAUGAGCGGACAACAUUAUAAGCUCGUUAUUUCGCAGAUGUCCAGGUCGUCCUACUUUGCUGCUGCUCUGAUCAUGUUACUAUUUACAUUUUGUAUAUCCGUUCUGUUAAGAUAUUCAAGUCAACAGCUUGUGGUUGUAAUAGCUGAUAUUCUCCAAAUGUUUGAAACGAAUACCUCGUUUGGGAUUCCUGUUGCCCCAUUUAUGACAGUGAUUCUUGCUCUUGUUGCCAUGGAAACUAUCAUGUCUGAAUUUUUUGGAGAUUCAAUCACUGCGUUUUAUGUUAUUCUCAUUAUAAGCGUUUGUGAUCACUAUGAAGCUGUAUUUUGUCGUACUGAAUUAAGCAAAAGAUAUUGGCCAAGGUACUUCUACUUGUAUCAUUUUGGAUUUUAUGCCUACCAUUAUCGUUUCAAUGGGCAAUUCAGUGGUGUUGCUCUUUGGGUUUCCUGGCUGUUUAUAUUGCAUUCAAUGAUUUAUUUCUUCCAUCAUUACGAAUUACCUAACCUGCUUAGUGAUUGGGAAUUCCGUGAAUUCGUUUCUAAUAAUCAACUUGUAGGUCAAAUUCAGCUACAAGUUUCCACACCAUCAUUAUCUGUCCGGAAUAGUCAGGAUGCUUCCAGCUUAAACCAUUCUAUCAACUCUGAUGAACGAACAGAGUCGUUAGAUGACUUAACAACUACUGUUGGGGAUUCAGACAAUCUCGAGUCAAAUGAAUUGUCUAACAAUAUUUUCACUGUUACAAGUUCAGUACCUACUUUUAGUGGGAUUUCCGGUGAAAUCGAAGCUAAUCGAAGUGAUUUACUUUCUAAUAAUACUGCAUUAGCUGAUUCUCCCACAACUUCUGCUAAUUUAAAUCACCUAGAAUAAUAAUUUAUGAUCUAUUAACAUUUGUACUUUUGUUAUUUUAUGUUUAUUUAAUGUAAUAUCCCAUCUCUAUGAUUUUUCACAUUUACGCUAGAAAAUUGAGGUUUCUCACUACUUGGACUUUCAAACGGGUUGAAAAAUAAAGUCAUCUAUUCUGGGCUUAGGUUCCUUUCAUUUAUUGAUUAUUAGAAUGUUCCAGUUUUUAUCGUCUAUUUAGGCUGUGAAGAUGCUAGGUGAUCAGACUGAAUAAAUUUGAAUUUUUUAAAUUAAUUCCACAGAAUAUAUAUACUUGGUAUUGUUUGUUUGUAUAUUCCCAUUGUGUAGGACUGCAAUUGAUCAGUCUCCUGUUGGCAUGUGUGCAUCCUGUGUGGACUGCCUCGAUAUUGUCUUAAGUCGAGCUUUAUAAGUAAAAAUGGGUGGCGGAAUCCAGGACGCGUUUCGUUCCACUUGGGAUUCGUCAGCCGGAUGUACCCGAUCGGUGGGGCUAAUCCGUGUCAGUUAGUUACCUCAGACAAUGGAAGAUAGUCGCGCAGUUUCGUGGAUUGGUUGGAGUUAGACAUUAACGCCGUCAGAUUUCGGUUCGGUGGUCUAGAAGUUAAGCGUUCGCGCGCGAGACCGAAGGUCCUGGGUUCGGAUCCCACGAGCGGGAUCGUGGAUGCGCACUGUUGAAGAGUCCUACGCUAGGACGAAACGACCGCUCAGUGCUUCCAUGUUUUCAGUGGUGGUCUAACAUCAAUCGAAUCAUGAUCUCAACCAAAAAACUUAACCCCAUAUAUAUAUAAUUAACGGUCUAUGAAGAGUUCCCGGAAGUUACCCAUAAAUUAAUCUUCUGACAUAACACCCCUUACUGAGGUAUUAGGGAUAAUAAAUAUCAUAAGGAUUUAUUCUUAUUCUACUAGGUUUUCGUGUGAUGCUUUGCAAUCGCCUUGAAAGUGAUAUACACUUUCUCAUAUCAUUUGGGUCCUUUUUAGUUUCAUUAACUAAAUAAAUAUGUUGAAUGGUAUAUUCGGCUUUAAAUUACUUCCAGUCUCUCACUCUUAUCUGGUCGGCCAUAGUUACUUUGCAUGUCACACUCACGUCUUUUCUCCAAAUUUCACUGCAGAAAGAACUUUUUUCUACGGAUAAUAGUUCCAAUCUUCCAGGAUGGCUAUACUUCAUGGCUUAGUUGUCAUCAAUAUUUCUUUAGUAAAAAAAAUUCACAAUUUCCAAUUACUACUAGUAUUUUCAGGUGAAUGUUAAGUAUGCGAAAAUGUAUUUGGGUAUUUCAAGUUUUCAUAAGUCAAUAAGAUUUCAUGGUUCGUCAUGGUCUUUGAAACAAAAUGCAUCAUCAUAUGAUUACUACCAGAGCACUAACUGACACGCGCAAGUAGUACAUACUUUGAGAGGUCAAUAUCUAAUUUUACAUCUACAGAUUAUUAUUUUCUUUACUUAUUAAUUUGAACACAUAAAUAUUGGUACAAGACGGUAGCAGAUAUAUAUGCACCACAGAUUAGUGUAUGGUAGUGUAAUAAUAAUAAUGAGGGAAACGGAAAGGCACAACCAGUAUAUACGCAGCUAUCGGAUACAAAAACUUCUCGACUACUAUCUGCUCACCAUCCAGAGUGAGUACAGGAUUAGAAUCCUGCCAGUCUUGUAGAAGUACUUUACAGUUCGAAGGUGCAAAGCACAUACCGUACCUACGGACAUUGAUUGCCAACUGAUUAAGUGCGGAUUGCAUGACUUGGGCAUUAUCGCACAGUAAGACAAUAACAUCCGCAUACUCAAGUUCGAGAAGUCUUUCUCCAGGCAACAGACC
Molecule: messenger RNA, 13535 nt
Organism: Schistosoma haematobium
Lineage: Eukaryota; Metazoa; Platyhelminthes; Trematoda; Strigeidida; Schistosomatidae
Exons: 7
Coding region: 7562-8641 (359 amino acids)
Biological process (GO): response to endoplasmic reticulum stress; positive regulation of ERAD pathway
Cellular component (GO): endoplasmic reticulum
Source: RefSeq, a predicted model, not a curated record